This is a messenger RNA of Cladocopium goreaui, 2454 nucleotides long. The record is from the annotation of a GenBank genome assembly. Lineage: Eukaryota; Dinophyceae; Suessiales; Symbiodiniaceae.
AUGGCUUCUUCAGAUGACCAUGUGACUGCAUACAUCGGCCCAGUGCAAUUGCCUGACGGCACCGGUUACCUGACGGUGGCGCAACGCGAGGAGAUUCUCCAACAAUAUGGCGUCACUGCCGUGGUCCGCAACCGGCCGCAAUGGGGAAUCCGCUGCCUGUCCUUGAGCGGGCCAGUGGGUAACUUGCUGGCUGCGCGCCGCAGGUGCAUGGAACUUCUCCACGUCGAGGAUUUGCAGGAUGCAGCUGCCUCCAAGCAUGGCGCUGGUGGCCCUGACUUGAUGGUCAAACAGAGAAGUGCCACUGAUGACGCCAAGCCAUUCUCGAAGCACCCGCCACCAAAGAGCGCCAAGUCUGCGGGGAAGGGGAAUUCACCGGCUCCGACUCAACCGCAGGUGGAUCCCUACAAUGGCUGGACAUGGUGGCCGGGGUACGUGCAGCCGUGGUGGACAUUCUGGCCUCCUCCGGCCCCCGCCGCUCCAGCCGCAGACGAAGAAAGCAGCGCCAACUGGUCUGACGCAAGAUCCCGCCGGUACCCUGCCCGUGCCACGAACCAGGGAACGACUUCAAAGGCCAAAGCCGUCCCGAAGACACCGCCGGCCACAGAGAACGAUGACAACAUGGAGGAGGUGGAGGUUGAGCCGGAGUCCUCUGAAUCUUCUGAGAGCCUCAGCAGUCCUCGGGCAAUUCCCGGGCCUUCCGCCAAGGACCCGCACACGCCGCCAGGCUUUGAGAGGGUUAAAGACUCUGAGAAGUGUGCUGCACGGGUGCAACCGAUCAAACGAAAGGAAGGCAUGCCUCCGUCUGCUGACCGUGCUGAGGCAAAGGCAACUGCAAGUGGAUCGGCCUAUGUCGCAGGCGCUGAAGCAGCAGCAGCAGCAGAAGAGAAUCGACCGGCAACGGACACUGCUGCCGCGGAGCACCCGGUGAUCAAGGCGGAGGAGAAGGAAGAGCCGACAGAACCGAAAACUGAGGUCAAGGAGAUCAAGGAAGAGCCAACCGAGCCGUCCGGUGCGAGUGGCAGCACCUCGGCGAAGGCAUGCCUCGCUGUCAGCCCUUUGCCUCGGAUGCUUCAUCGUGUGAAGAAGGAAUCCGCUGCAGCAUCAGCUGCAAAAGGAAGCAUCCUGUCGCCACCCGUUCCGGACACGCCCAUGAUCCCCACGGAGGACUUCGAAGAGAUUGAAGAGGAAGAGCUGAUCCCUGGGCCGUGGACGCUUAGCCCGCAUGAGAUUAUGGUGCCCACGAGCCCUGCAGAUGAACCUAUUGAUGAGCCUCCGGUGGAAAGCGGUCCUGGAGUUGUUGGUGGCGUUGGCUUCGAUUGCUACGACGCGGCUUUGCCCGUCACAAGCGUGAUCUCUGUGUCUGAGGCAUUGCCCAUCACCAUGGCGCCCAAAACAAGCGCAGCAAAGCGAGCUCCGAAAGGUUCCAAAGUUCACAAGGCAGCACCAAAACUUCCUGGACGACGUCUUCGCGGAAAAGGCAAGGAAGACCAGGAAGGCGUGCCUUCUGGCUCUGUGCCUGAGAGAGAGGUGGAUACUGCCGCGUCAUCUUCGGCAGGUGCUGAUGGAGGAGAUCAAGCACGUCUUUUGACUUCCCUCAAGUACCAAGUGAACGCAAAGAAGGCUUCACCGGAACAUAGGCAAGCAGCUGCGAAGCUCUUGCAAGAGUACCAGAGUGCGGACCGCAAACACAAAUGGCAGUUACUGGAUGCCCUGGCCACCAAAGGGCUUGCCGAUUUGUCUUGGUCGCACAAGACAUCAGAGACUCACGCGAAAAAGGAAUUGCAGACCGAGGAGACGAUCUCAGGGAUGUACACCCGUUCCAAGAUUUUCCAGUUGAACGGUUUCUAUGCAGAGUUGGAGGAAUCUCGUGCCCACGCGUUGUUGGAAGACCUUCUGGCAGAAUCGGAGAAGUUGUAUGGACACAGUCGCAAUUCCGUAGAACACGUCAACCCAGAUUUAUGCCGAUAUUUUUACAAGACGCACAUCGGAACCAAAGAGGGUGCUGAGUACACCACGGAGAACCGUUGGCACAGUGAAGCCGAAGUGAAGGGCCAGAAAUUGACCCGGAUGCUUGGGGAUGAGGCUGCUGCACCAUCCACAGUCGAGGCAAGCCCGACUUGGCAUGAUUGGACUGCUUUGCUAUCUCCUCUGAAGAAACUCAAGGGUCAGCUCCAAAGCAUGGAAGAUCAGGUGCUGCUGUGUCAGAGUCGUCUCGCCACAUCGACUCAUGCCGAUGCUGCGCAAAAGAAAACGGAUUUGCAAGCUGCAAAAGAAUCAUUGCAGGAGAUCUUACAUGAAUUGCGCAUGCAUCUGAUGACUGGCACCACAGAAUACAAGAAAACCGAUGAUUGCAGCGCAGGGGCGCAAUUGCGCUCGAAACUGAAGAAUCGGGCCGAAGAAGUCAAAGCCGAGUGCGCUGCGCAGAUUGAACUCUGCCGCAAAUGUUACAGUUGA